AUGGCAGGAAUACCAUCAUUCUUUCAACGCUCUAACGACCGCAUCCACCGCAGCCAUGACUUCUGGACCGGCAAAAGAAAAGGCUUCGUCAUUGCCUCGACCGUGGCAAUGAUUGCGCUCAACCUUCUUUUCCUUGCCGAUCUCUCGUACCUGUACGGCGUCGUCUUCAAAAGCGGCUUCAGGGUCCACAACUUCAAGGUGCUGAUGGUGGACUUUGACGGCGGGGUUAUUGGACAGUCGGUCAACGGCGCCUAUCAGCAAUUCCAGGGAAACACUUUCCCAACCUUGAUCCAGCAUGACGCUUCCGAGUUCCCUACCGAGUCUGAUGUACGCGAGGCGGUGUGCAAGGGCCACUUUUGGGGCGCAAUAUACACUCACCGUGACGCCAGCAGCCGCCUCGCUGCAGCUCUGGCUGGUGGUGAGGCUGCUACCUCCUACAACCCCGCCGACACAAUAACCUACGUCUGGAAUGCUGCGCGCUACCCUUCCUUCUCGCAAGGAUAUGUUCAGGCGAACCUCGUGCAGCUCGCGGGUGCCGCAGGCACAGUCUACGGCAAGAUCAAUGGCACUGGCGCUGCGCAAUCAAUGAACGUUACCGAUGCCGCUGCCGUCCAGGCCUUCCUGAACCCCAUCCAAGGCGUCGCCGCCCCCAUCCAACCCACUACGCAAGGCACCCGCGUCUUCUACAACACUGUCGGUGUGAUCAUGCCGAUGCUGAUCAACUUCUUCUUCGUCAUGGCCUUGAACGGCAUCUCCGGGCAGAUGCAGUUUCUCAGCCGUCUCCCCCGCCUGGACAACUGGGUCAUACGCACAAUCUUUUCGGUCAUAUUUACCUUCACCGCCGCUCUGGUCACGACAGCGUUCACAUGGGAAUACAGGGAGUCGUGGGCUGUCACUGGGGGUGAUUUCGCUCUGACCUGGAUGGCCCUGUGGCUGUUCAUGCAUGUCAACUACUACGUUUAUGACGCGAUCACAGCCUUUAUUCCGAUGACGUUCCUUGCCUUCUUUGUCUUUACCUGGAUCAUCAUCAAUGUCGGCAGUGCCGUCGCGCCGUUUGAGAUCACGCCUGGGUUCUACCACUGGAGCUACGCUCUUCCUGCGAAGGAGAUGUACGACAUCCUGACCACAAUCUGGAGUAAGGGAUGCGCCAACGUCAACUACCGCGCGCUCCCUAUUCUGUUCUCGUGGUGGGUGGUCGGCACUGUCGUCAGCUUCUUCUCGACGAGGCGUCGCUGUGAUGACGCUAUGAAGGCUGCGGCUGAUGAGAAGGCGAAGUGGGAGAAAAUUCUGAAGACCGGCGAUGAGGAAAAGCGAGGAGAAAGCGAUACGGCAAAGUCCGCGGGCGCAGACCUGGAAAAGGGGGAGGACCCGAGCAGAACGCCCAGCACGGCAGCUCAAAGCUCUGGAUGA
This is a messenger RNA of Diplodia corticola, 1410 nucleotides long. RefSeq names its product nitrosoguanidine resistance protein. NCBI's taxonomy places the organism in Eukaryota, Fungi, Ascomycota, Dothideomycetes, Botryosphaeriales, Botryosphaeriaceae. The record is from RefSeq and is a predicted model, not a curated record. Gene Ontology annotation, cellular component: membrane. Bases 1 to 1410 code for a protein of 469 amino acids. The transcript is spliced from 2 exons.